Homalodisca vitripennis (glassy-winged sharpshooter) is the source of this 3133-nucleotide messenger RNA. RefSeq names its product zinc finger CCCH domain-containing protein 14 (gene Nab2). The coding region runs from base 209 to 2857 and encodes 882 amino acids. Gene Ontology annotation, cellular component: cytoplasm; nucleus. Gene Ontology annotation, biological process: regulation of mRNA stability. NCBI's taxonomy places the organism in Eukaryota, Metazoa, Arthropoda, Insecta, Hemiptera, Cicadellidae. The record is from RefSeq and is a predicted model, not a curated record. The transcript has 15 exons. Gene Ontology annotation, molecular function: poly(A) binding; metal ion binding.
GAUAUAGAUAUUAGAAAAUUGAACAUAAAAAUGUCGUGACUAGACUAGCGGGCGAUUUCCAACUAGGGCUAUGAGUGGUUGGGUUUGUGAAAAGUAGCUGUUAAAUUUGUAAAAUUAACUUUGAAUGUGGAGUUAAUUUUAUCGUUGGACCGUUGACUACAAACAUUUAAUUUCAGCAAUAAGUUUAGAUAGUUAAGAACUAAACAAUAUGGAGGGCAUAGGAGCCGAAGUUACCCAAAAGAUCAGAUCUGCUAUCAAAGCAAAACUCAUGGAAAUUGGUGUAUACGUUGAUGAGGAGCUUCCGGACUAUGUAAUGGUAAUGGUGGUUAACAAGCGUAGCAAAGCAGAUAUGGAUGAUGAGUUAGCGCUAUUUCUGGGAAAACACACUUCUCUGUUUACUUCAUGGCUUCAUCAAGUUCUUCAGAAACUUCAAGAAGUUACUGUGGCCAAUUUAGGUCCUGGUGGAAUCAAAAGAAAACUUUCUGACGAUUAUAAAAAGAAGAAAAAAUCCAAACAAGACCAUGAAAAGAAAGAAAUUAAGAAAAGAAUUAAAAUAGAACCUGUAGAUGAUGAAAAUAAGGAGAUACAAAGAAGUAAAGAAACUGAAAAAGAAAAGAAAAAGAUGAUCAAUAUGGAUGAAAGUGAGAAUAUUCCUAAAAACACUGAAACAGUUGGACAGAAAAGAAAAGAAAAGGCUGUGUCAGGCAGAACAGUAAAUGAAACCAAAAGUAUUAGUAGGCAGAAUGAACGUAGGGAAAGUAUGGAAACACGUCAUAAGCAAGAUGAAGAACAUAGAGUUAUGAGGAGCAAAUCUCACAGUAUAUCAAGUCAGGUUGGUGAUCUCGAUGAUGAUGACUGCAUAAACAUCAGGACAGAUGGAGAGUUACUUGAUACUGCAGAAGAAAUAAAUACAGAAGAUGUUUCAAGAAAAACUAAAGACCAUUCUCUUAAUUCCAAGAUAAGUGAAAAUGACUUUGACAAAAAGCGCACAAACGUACGAAGGAGUCCACACAGGCAAAAUGAGAAAUUGAGAUCAGAAGAUCUUAGUGCAGAGAGGCCUAGUGAGAAGCAAACUGUUAAGAGACAACGUUCUCCGACUGAAAGUCCACCGAAAUCCAACGACAAGCUAGUUGACGCUCGUGAGUUACUUAACCGUAAGAAAGCUGCUAAGCUAUCAGACAAUAGGACAAAGUCAAGGAGUAGAGAGAGGAGCUGGAGCACAUCGCCCCCUCGCAGAAGAAGAGAUUAUGACAGGGAUAAUCAGAGGUACAGAGAUGACAGAGACAAUAGGAGAGUGACACGGGAAGAAGAGAGAGAACAUGCAACUCGUCGUGUUGGUCGGGAGGACAGAAGGGAGCGGAAAUGUACACGUGAGAGGGAUACGUAUUCUACCAAACGUAGAGGGGACGAUAGGACAUCCCGCCGAGAUCUGGACUCAAGAGACAAUAGGAAGAGGGAUUCGAGUGGUGAACCUCCUUCUAGCAGAAUUCCUCUUGAAAAACCGUUCAGGAACAAAGUUAACGAAUGGGAAUCUAGUCGGACAUCUAAAGUGAAUAAUUUGUCUGAAGGUCGCAAAGUGGGAAUGGAUUCAUCAGUAAAAAGGAGAGAUUUAGAGGAAUCUAGCAAGCGAAGUGGCCUGGUGUCUCACGUGGUAGCUAGGCCUCAAGAGCCUGAAGACUCCGUGGACACUCCUGUACCUAGUGUAGUUAAGAUAACUCCGAGACCUCGUAGGCCUCCCUCCCAGCAGGCCAGCAGCAACCUUAUCAUUAAGGCCAUCUCAGAGGCCAACAAGUCCCUUGCUAAUAUACCACAGCGCCCAGAUAGCACACAGCGAACAAGAAAAGAGCCGGUAUUUACAAGAACUCUGCGUCAGUCGAAGAGGAUUCCUCCAGAAAAAAUUGCCAUUUCUAUCACCAACCCACUAGCUCUUCAAACUGCAGAUAGCUCAGAAAUGAUGUACGAAAGUGAUGAUCCUUCUUUACCAAAAAAUGAUGAAAUCAUUAGCAACCGAUCCAAUACAAACAAUAUUGAAAUUAUACCAACUUCUCCUGAAACAGAGGAGUCUGCUCAGAAUAAAGCCAUUCCAACUGAAGAACAGGAGAAGGAUGAACCAAAAUCAGCAGAACAAUUGGAAGAGCCAGAAAUCGAAUUGGAAAUUAGUACGGAACUGGAACCAUUUGAAGAAGAAAUGGAGGAGAUGUCUGACCCACAGUUUGUGGUAACCCUGAACGGAUACGAUCCGGAUGGUCUAUUCUCACAGAGUGGCGAGGAGGGUGAUGAUGAGUGGCUCAAGGAAACGGUGGAUGAGGAACCCUUACUGACCUCCACACCAGAUCAUAUGCCUUCACCCAAACGGAACUCAUCACCAAUUGUCUUCAAAAACAACCCUAAUGUCAACCAUUCUAAUUUGAUAGAAGUGGAAGUGGUGAAAACCAUGAGUACAGAGCGUUGCAAGUACUGGCCAGCUUGCAGGAUGAUAGAAAAAUGUCCAUUUUAUCAUCCAACUAAGCCAUGCAAGAUAUUUCCAGCGUGCAAGUUUGGGGAUGCUUGUUUGUACAUCCACCCCCAGUGUAAAUAUAAUGCUUUAUGCACACGAAAAGACUGUGUGUUUGCACAUACUCCAGCCCACACACCGAUGCAGCCAGCAGCUGUGCCAAAGGCCAAGGCUAUAUAUGCUGCUGCUGCCCCACUGCCCUGCAAGUACUACCCCAACUGUACCAACAUCAACUGCCAGUUUGCCCAUCCACCCAGGGCCUGCAGGUUUGGGUUGUAUUGCACCAAGAAAGACUGCUCGUUCGAACACGGACAAGUGGCUCCGGUGGAUAAACUCAAGUGGUCCCGUUUGACUACCACUUGAUCAUUCAGUUUUAUGUUCUUUGUUCUGUGUUCAAAAUCCUUUGUACUGCUUACUUAGUUUGAUUUCUAUACAUAAAUAGAAUUCUUCACAGUUUCAUUGUACAUUUAUUUUAGCCUGUGAUAAAACAAAGUUGUAAAUAUUUAUAUUGUGUUACAUGUAUUAUACGAUUAUACUUUAAGACGUUGAGAAUUCGAUUCCCACGUUUGUUAUUGGUUUAUUGUAUUUGAGUGUAAUUAUAUCUAUAAGGUAGAAAGAAAUAAAGUGAUAUUUUUACUA